Molecule: messenger RNA, 475 nt
Organism: Brassica oleracea var. oleracea
Lineage: Eukaryota; Viridiplantae; Streptophyta; Magnoliopsida; Brassicales; Brassicaceae
Product: MYB-like transcription factor ETC3
Exons: 4
Coding region: 93-326 (77 amino acids)
Biological process (GO): cell differentiation
Cellular component (GO): nucleus
Molecular function (GO): transcription cis-regulatory region binding
Source: RefSeq, a predicted model, not a curated record
ACAAAAACAACCAUUCUCUCUCCAAACCCCAUCUCUCUCAUAUUUAUUAUACUUCUCACAUCCCUAACGUUUAUAGUAAGCUGCCAUUUCAAAUGGAUAAGCAUCUCAGGACGAAGCAGACCAAGACCAGUCCCAUUGUUGCUUCUUCUUCAUCUCAAGAAGUGAGUAGUAUUGAGUGGGAAGCUCUGAAUAUGAAUCAAGAAGAAGAAGAUUUGGUCUGUCGAAUGCAUAAGCUUGUCGGUGACAGGUGGGAGUUGAUAGCUGGGAGGAUCCCAGGAAGAACUGCACAAGAAAUUGAGAGGUUUUGGGUCAUGAAGAAUAACUGAAUUAUCUAUGAAGUUUCACUGAUUAAUUUUUAUAAUACCAACUUUGUAAUAAGAAAAGGUUCUUAAUCUAAAUUAUGAAUCUCAAACGGAAUUUUAUCAUGGACUAAGAAUAUUUGGGCCUCUGUAAGAGAUGAAAGAAACAAAAUUGG